GUCAGCCACAUGGAACACAAAUUAGGGGACACAAAUCAACUCACAGGGCAUUGGGAAAUACAGGCAGAAAGUCAAGUGAAGAGAAACUUCUUCAGAUAUGAGCUAUAUUCUUCAAACUGCUUUUUAAUCACUUUCCCUAGAAUUUAUUUUAUUGUUUCUUCUUAAGUAAUUACACUUUUUUUUUUUUUUAAUAUAACUUCAAUAAUGAAACUGAGUGUGGGGAUAUUUUUUGGAGGCUUCUUUGCAGCUUUGGGGGUUUUGCUUUUUUUGGUGGCAUUUGGAACUGAUUAUUGGCUUCUUGCUACAGAAAUAGGAAGGUGUUCAAAGGCACCUGAAGAUGCUGGGGGAGAGAAGGCUACUUUCCAUCAUGAAGGUUUCUUCUGGAGGUGCUGGUUUAGUGGAAAUGUAGGAGAGAAUAAUGCCAGCAUGUGGAAUUUCUGGUACACUAACCAGUCACCUUCUAAGAAUUGUACACAUGCUUACCUGUCACCAUUUCCUCUUAUCCGAGAUGAACACAAUUCAACCUCCUAUGACUCUGCAAUCAUUUAUCGAGGUUUCUGGACAGUUCUUAUGCUCCUGGGAGUGCUCACUAUUGUGAUGGCUAGUUUCUUCAUCAUCUGUGCAGCUCCUUUUGCCAGCCACAUUCUGUACAAAGCAGGAGGAGGCUUUUACAUCAUUGCUG
Molecule: messenger RNA, 682 nt
Organism: Antrostomus carolinensis (chuck-will's-widow)
Lineage: Eukaryota; Metazoa; Chordata; Aves; Caprimulgiformes; Caprimulgidae
Gene: TMEM182
Product: transmembrane protein 182
Exons: 4
Cellular component (GO): membrane
Source: RefSeq, a predicted model, not a curated record